CCGCGCAGCGGGAGGAUGGCCUCGCUCGGGUCGGCCGCGGCCGGGGAGCCGGCGGCCGGGGCUGAGGCGGAGCUAGGUCCUCCGGCCCCUCCGCCGCCGCCGCCGCCCGCGCCCGCGCCCUCGCCGUCGCCGUCCGCGCUCGGGCCGCUGCUGCCCUUGCAGCGGGAGCCGCUCUACAACUGGCAGGCCACCAAGGCGUCGCUGAAGGAGCGCUUCGCCUUCCUCUUCAACUCGGAGCUGCUGAGCGAUGUGCGCUUCGUCCUCGGCAAGGGCCGCGGCGCGGCGGCCGCCGGGGGCCCGCAGCGCAUCCCCGCCCACCGCUUCGUCCUGGCGGCCGGCAGCGCCGUCUUCGACGCCAUGUUCAACGGCGGCAUGGCCACGACGUCGGCCGAGAUCGAGCUGCCGGACGUGGAGCCCGCUGCCUUCCUGGCGCUGCUGAGAUUUUUGUAUUCAGAUGAAGUUCAGAUUGGGCCAGAAACUGUUAUGACCACUCUUUAUACUGCCAAGAAAUAUGCAGUCCCUGCCCUGGAAGCACACUGUGUAGAAUUUCUCACCAAACACCUUAGGGCAGAUAAUGCCUUUAUGUUGCUUACUCAGGCGCGGCUAUUCGAUGAACCUCAGCUGGCCAGUCUUUGUCUAGACACCAUAGACAAGAGCACAGUGGAUGCAAUAAGUGCGGAAGGCUUUACUGAUAUUGACAUAGAUACACUCUGUGCAGUUCUAGAAAGAGACACAUUAAGUAUUCGAGAAAGUCGACUUUUUGGAGCUAUUGUACGUUGGGCAGAAGCAGAAUGUCAGAGACAACAAUUGCCUGUGACGUUUGGAAACAAACAGAAAGUUCUAGGAAAAGCACUUUCCUUAAUCCGGUUCCCACUGAUGACAAUUGAGGAAUUUGCAGCAGGUCCUGCUCAGUCUGGAAUUUUAUCAGAUCGUGAAGUGGUAAACCUCUUUCUUCAUUUUACUGUCAAUCCUAAACCCCGAGUAGAAUACAUUGAUCGACCACGAUGCUGCCUCAGAGGGAAGGAAUGCUGCAUCAAUCGAUUCCAGCAAGUAGAGAGCCGCUGGGGCUAUAGUGGAACAAGUGACAGAAUCAGGUUCACAGUUAACAGAAGAAUCUCUGUAGUUGGAUUUGGUUUGUAUGGAUCUAUUCAUGGGCCCACGGAUUAUCAAGUGAAUAUACAGAUCAUUGAAUAUGAGAAAAAACAAACCUUGGGACAAAAUGAUACUGGAUUUAGUUGUGACGGGACUGCUAACACAUUCAGGGUCAUGUUCAAAGAACCUAUAGAGAUCCUGCCCAAUGUCUGUUACACAGCAUGCGCAACACUCAAGGGGCCAGAUUCUCACUACGGCACAAAAGGACUGAAGAAAGUCGUCCAUGAGACCCCUGCUGCAAGCAAGACUGUCUUUCUAUUUUUCAGCUCCCCUGGCAAUAACAAUGGCACUUCAAUAGAAGAUGGACAAAUACCAGAAAUAAUAUUUUAUACAUAACCUAGUGUUACCGACCAUUCAGUCUAAUCUCAAAAGCAUAAACAACUGGCCACAAAUA
Peromyscus eremicus (cactus mouse) is the source of this 1546-nucleotide messenger RNA. It is a transcript of the gene Btbd1, whose product is annotated as BTB domain containing 1. The transcript has 8 exons. Gene Ontology annotation, cellular component: cytosol; P-body. Bases 16 to 1488 code for a protein of 490 amino acids. Gene Ontology annotation, biological process: neurogenesis. NCBI's taxonomy places the organism in Eukaryota, Metazoa, Chordata, Mammalia, Rodentia, Cricetidae. The record is from RefSeq and is a predicted model, not a curated record. Gene Ontology annotation, molecular function: protein binding.